UCCGAGCAUCACUCCGCAUUCAGCGCUCCUUGAUGCUGUCACGUCCGACGCCAACGACUGUGGUAUCGAUAUGACGAGAGUAGGAAACGUGACGACCAUGGCGAUCAUCUAGCCGUAGCGUGUGGGAUUAUUGCGUUGCCUUUCGUUCUUCUGAAGGAGCUCUUUGUUUAAAGCCUCGGAGCCCCCCAGUAACGAGAAUUUUUUAAUGGAAAAAUGGCGACAGGCAAACAGUCUUCUAGCUUGGUCGUCUGCCUGGUCUCCAUCCAGAUGAUCUUCUUGAUUCUGCUGGCGUCCCGGCCUGGAUCCGAGGCGCUCACCUUCCCUCAGCAAUACACGAUCAUGCACUGGGGAAGGAGGAUUGAGCAGGAGAUUGACAAAGUGUUCCAGCACAUCACUGGAGCCCAGCAGCUGAAAGGGAUAUAUAAUGAAAAGAGACGACAAUUUAGCUUGGUGAAGAAUCAACCCCGCGAGAUUGUAGAGAAGGUGGCGUCUGACAUAGAAAAGCUUCUGGCUAAGAAGCGCAAAGCUCUGGAUCGGUUAGCUAGCGAGGCCGAGCGCCUCCAGAGAGAACAUCUCUGGCAGGAUGGUAUCAAGGAGUUGGACAUGGCUUAUUAUGAUUCAAAGGCAGAGCUGGACUACUACUCAAUGGAUGGCGAUGGGGACAUGGAAAACCCGUCCCAUAUCAAGCUGGAAUUUGUCUACGAUCCAAACUUCAAAAACAACGUCAACUACUCCUACACUGCAGUUCAGAUCCCUACAGACAUCUACAAAGGAGCCCCUGUCAUCCUGAACGAGCUGAACUGGACGCAGGCCCUGGAGAAGGUGUUCAUGGAGAACAGCCGGGAGGACCCCUCGCUGCUCUGGCAGGCCUUUGGCAGCGCUACGGGGGUCACCCGCUACUACCCCGCCACACCCUGGAGAGCUCCUGAUAAGAUCGACCUCUACGAUGUCAGGCGCCGGCCCUGGUACAUUCAGGGGGCAUCAUCACCAAAAGACAUGGUUAUUCUGGUCGAUGUGAGCGGAAGUGUGAGCGGCCUGACUCUGAAGCUCAUCAAGGCCUCGGUGAUGGAGAUGCUAGACACGCUGUCUGACGACGACUACGUCAACGUGGCAAGGUUCAACGAGAAGGCAGAGGCUGUGGUCCCCUGCUUCAAACAUCUGGUCCAGGCCAACAUACGCAACAAGAAGAUCUUCAAGGAUGCGGUGCAGCAAAUGCAAGCCAAAGGCACGACUGAUUACAAGUCAGGCUUUCAUUUUGCCUUCAACCAGCUGUUGAAUAAGACAAACGUCCCUCGAGCAAACUGCAAUAAAAUCAUAAUGUUAUUUACGGACGGCGGGGAGGACAGAGCGCAGGAUAUCUUUGUGCAGUACAACUGGCCUAAUAAAACCGUUCGAGUAUUUACCUUCUCUGUCGGUCAACACAACUAUGAUGUCACGCCCCUGCAGUGGAUAGCAUGCACAAAUAAAGGUUACUAUUUUGAGAUCCGCUCCAUCUGCGCCAUAAGGAUUAACACCCAGGAGUACCUGGACGUGCUGGGUCGCCCCAUGGUGCUGGCCGGGGGUAUUGCCAAGCAGGUGCAGUGGACCAACGUCUACCAGGACGCCCUGGGUCUCGGCAUGGUGGUGACCGGUACUCUGCCUGUCUUCAAUCUCACUAUGGAUGGAAACUCACAGAACCAGUUAAUCCUUGGGGUCAUGGGAGUCGAUGUACAUCUUGAUGAGAUCAAGAGACUUACUCCACGAUAUAAUCUUGGUGCCAAUGGAUACAUAUUUGCCAUUGAUCCAAAUGGAUAUCUUCUACUACACCCUAAUCUUCAGCCAAAGCUCGAUGACCUCCCAGAGCCGGUGACUCUGGACUUCCUCGACGCAGAGGUGGAAGACCCCAACAAAGAGGAGAUACGUAGACAGAUGAUUGACGGCAGGCCGGGGGAAAUGCAGAUUAAAACGCUUGUGAAGUCGAUUGAUGAGCAAUACAUUGAUGAUGCUUACAGGGGGUACACCUGGACACCCAUAAACGGCACAGACUACAGCCUGGGCCUGGUAUUACCCCCCUACAAUGAGUACUACAUCCAGGCAGACCUGAGUGACGUGAUGCUCCAGCUCCAGUAUCUGCAGUCUUUGUUGCCCAGCUCAUUUGAAUCAUCAGGACAUGUGUUUCUGGCUCCAAGGGAAUACUGCAAGCGUCUUCAACUUUCCGACAACAAUACACAGUUCCUGGAGAACUUUCUCUCUCUCAUGAUGGACAUCACACUAGAAUCUGAGGACUGUGACCAAGGCAUCAUCCACAACCUCAUUCUGGAUUCUGGCAUCAUUGGACAGCUGGCCUCCAGAGUGUGGAAGAACAAAGAUAUACAUUCGUAUGGCUUCCUGGCGGUAUUUGCCUCCACAGAUGGUGGCGUGACCAGGGUGUUCCCCAACAUGGCUGCUGAGUCCUGGCAGGAGGAUCCAGAGCCCUUCAACUCCAACUACUACAGACGCAGCCUGGACAACAAGGGCUACAUGUUCAGAGCUCCUCAGAGAUCCUCCAUGGAUGACAUCGGGGCAGAGAAUGGCACCAUCGGAAUCCUACUCAGCUCUGCUGUGGAGGUCAAUCUAGGUGGCAAGCUUCUCAAACCUGCAGUGGUCGGGGUGAAACUCGACCUGGAAGCUUGGGUGGACAAGUUCAAGAUCCUGGCCAGCAAUGUGUCGGAGAGCCGCCAGGGGUCACAAAAGUGCGGGCCUUCCAGAAGCUGUGAGAUGGACUGCGAAGUGAACACGGACGACCUGCUCUGUUAUCUGAUCGAUGAUGGGGGAUUCCUUGUCAUGUCCAAUCAGAGGGACCACUGGAAGAAGGUGGGCCUUUUCUUCGGAGACGUCGACCCCUACCUGAUGCACGCGCUCUACAACAACUCCAUCUACGCCCGCGUGCAGUCCUUCCAGUUCCAGUCGGCCUGUGAGCCAAUCAGCAGCAGCCACACGGGUGCUGCUGCAAGAGGCAUCUUUGUGCCCUCCAUUGCGGACAUGCUGAGUUUAGCAUGGUGGUCUUCAGCCGUGGCCUGGUCUGUGCUCCAGCAGUUGCUGUAUGGAUUGACCUACAACAGCUGGUUCCUCACAGACGACUCUGUGGUGGAGGGCUUCGAGACUAAGGACAGUAGCUGUGUGACCAUCCAAAGCCAGUUCUAUUUCACUAACACCACCAACUCCUACAACAUCCUGCAGGACUGUGGGAACUGCUCCAGGCUGUUCCACGCCAAGAGGAUAGAGAACACCAACCUGCUUUUUGUGGUGGCAGAGACGCUGCCCUGCAGCUCCUGUGAGAUCGAGAGGCUGACCCAGGUCCAGACGGAGUUCCGCGAGGAGAACCCAUGUGAAGUCCUGAGAGACGCCAGGUAUCGCAAAGGUCCACCGAGCUGCUUCGACUACAGUGCCUGGGAGAACACGUCUGAGUGUGGUCACGGUCUCUCCCUGCAGUCUUCUCUCGGAAUCAUUCUCCUCCUUCAGUUUACUCAGAAAAGUAUCAUUGAUUUCUUCUGAUUUGUUUGAUUACUUCGGAUACUAUUGAUUUCUUCAGAUUUGAUCCUGAGGUCUGUUGUCCUCGAGAACUUUGACCAAUUCCCAUCUGCGUCAUGUUUACCUGUUUUUACUCCAGCUCUGCUAGAAUCUUACAGGGUCAUACUGUGUAUGACACCGAACCAAGCCACGCCUCAGCUCUGUUUCCAAUGAACACCAAGAUACAUUCCUCUGAUGAAUGGAUUUCACGUUUAUCAGAAUGGUUUUAGUCCAUGUCUUUUAAUUGCUUCCACUUAUAUUUGGUAUCUUCUAGAAGUGCUUCCAUGUGUUAAAUAAGCAGGCUUUAAGGAAUGAUGUG
This is a messenger RNA of Gadus chalcogrammus (walleye pollock), 3847 nucleotides long. Its product is annotated as voltage-dependent calcium channel subunit alpha-2/delta-2-like. The record is from RefSeq and is a predicted model, not a curated record. NCBI's taxonomy places the organism in Eukaryota, Metazoa, Chordata, Actinopteri, Gadiformes, Gadidae. Gene Ontology annotation, cellular component: voltage-gated calcium channel complex. Gene Ontology annotation, molecular function: voltage-gated calcium channel activity. The transcript has 38 exons. Bases 214 to 3513 code for a protein of 1099 amino acids.